AUGGCCGCGUGGAUUGCUGUAUUGUCGCUGUUGUCGCUGGCGGCUCCGCUGCAGCGCGCUGCGUGCAUCGGGAAGUCGCCGCCGGUGGCCGCGCCGUUCUCGAGGUCCGCCACUGCGGGGGAGCUGCAGUCGCUGAUCAACAGCAUCAAGCUGGCGGUGGACAGCCGCGUGAUCGCCACUGCUGCAGUGCCGCUGCCUUCUUCCAAGGGAGCCAACAGCGUGGUGAUAUCUCGCGGGAGUUUCCAGCGCGCGAGCCAGCCCAGCGUCGCCACGUUCAGCAGCGGCGGCAGCCUCGGGCUGCCCCCCUGUUCCAAGUGCAGCAUGAACGGCGUGACCAGUGGUCCCAGUGGACCCGCAAUGGACAUUCAAAUCGACACUGUCCUCCCCUCUCCGAACGGCGGCAGCACUGAGGUCAUCAUUGAGGAGACCUUCGCCAGCAGGGGGGGGAACGGCGGCAACAACUUCGCCCCUGCCCCUUUCGCGGCGCGGGCCUCGCGGGCCUCCGCGGCAAGCGCGCCCACAGUGGUGAUCCGCGACUACGGGCCCCGCAGCAGCAGCAGCAGCGCAGUGCCCUUUCCCAACAUCUUCAAUGUGCAGCAAAGUUUUGCGCAGCGGCCCGCAGUGGUUUCCACCUUUUCCCGCGAGGGCCUCGCCACGGACAUCGUCAUAACCCCCCCCUCGAAGCAGCUCCCCACGUUCCCCUCCAAGGGCGGCGCUGCCAUCAAUGGUGGCAUUAAUAAUGGCAUUAAUAAUGGCAUUAAUAAUGGCAUUAAUGGCGGCAUUAAUGGCGGCAUUAAUGGCGGCAUUAAUGGCGGCAUUAAUGGGGGCAUUGAUGGCGGCUUUAACAAUGGCAUGAACGGCGGCAUUAACGGUGGCAUUGACAACGGCUUCAACAAUGGCAUUAAUGGCGGCGUUAAUAAUGGCACUAAUGGCGGGGUUAAUAAUGGCAUUAAUGGUGGGGUUAAUAAUGGCAUUGACAGUGGCAUUAAUAAUGGCAUUAACGGCGGCAUCAAUGGCGGCAUUAAUGGCGGCAUUAAUGGCGGCAUUAAUGGCGGAAUCAGCAACAGCAAAGGCGGCAUUAGCAGCGGCAUUAAUGGCGGAAUCAGCAGCAGCAAAGGCGGCAUUAGCAGUGGCAUUAAUGGCGGCUUGGGGGGCCCCGCGCAGAAAGGCGGGUGGGGCGAUUUGGGGCAAAUUCCAGUUCCUGUUAGCAUGUCGAGGAGUGGCUUUAGUGCAGCACCGCAGAAUGGCUCUUGGGGCGGGAACGGGGGCCCCAGCGUGGCCAGCAUGUCCCGCAGCGCGGGCAGGGGCCCCUACAUGACCAGCAUAUCUUUCGUUCAGAGGCGGCUGGAGAAGCUGCAAAGGGCCGAUUAA
Messenger RNA from Eimeria tenella, 1371 nucleotides. RefSeq lists its product as uncharacterized. The record is from RefSeq and is a predicted model, not a curated record. Bases 1 to 1371 code for a protein of 456 amino acids. The transcript has 2 exons. Lineage: Eukaryota; Apicomplexa; Conoidasida; Eucoccidiorida; Eimeriidae.